Messenger RNA from Ochlerotatus camptorhynchus, 916 nucleotides. Its product is annotated as SREBP regulating gene protein. The transcript is spliced from 3 exons. The record is from RefSeq and is a predicted model, not a curated record. Gene Ontology annotation, biological process: positive regulation of SREBP signaling pathway. Bases 140 to 826 code for a protein of 228 amino acids. Lineage: Eukaryota; Metazoa; Arthropoda; Insecta; Diptera; Culicidae.
AGAUAACAUAAAAAGUAGAAACACAUACAAAAACUUUCUCAAUGUGUUUAUCGCAAAUAUUGCCCCAAAAAUAAAUCGUGCAAAGAUAACAGGACAACCGCAAACCGAAAACUGAAGUAAGUGGCUCAGCGUACAGGAAAUGUGGCAUGUCGUGAUUACUCGGUUCCUUCGUCGUAGGAUUGUGCUGGCGGUCAUCUUUUGCCUCUCGCUGACGUACUGUAUGGUGCGAUUGAUCGGAAAUAACGUUUCCCUCAACUUGGACGGUGACCUGUUCCAAACGGGUCUACAGAGAGAGAAACCCAUCAUCUGGACGAACUCGAUCACGGAGGAUCGCAACAGGUCCAACGAUCUAUCCACAAACUGCAGGAAUUCAGUACAGGGAAAAGCGCUCAUAGUAGACGAUCGGGGAUACGUUUGUGCAAGGUUCGAGCUACUGUGGACGGGAUGUUGCAAUGUAGAGGUUGACAGUACUAAACUGUUCCACUGUGACACUUGCCAGAACAGUGACUGCUGUGCAAUUUAUGAAUAUUGCGUUUCGUGUUGUAUGCACCCUGAUAAGAAGCCGUUACUGGAAAAAGUUUUAGCAAAAGCCACCGGACGACAAAUCGCUGUUUAUGCCACGGUAAAUGACCAGUACGAGCUCUGUCUAACGAAAUGUCGGACCAAUUCGCAUUCAGUACAGAACGAGAAUAAAUACCGUGAUCCAAAGUUGAAGCAUUGUUACGGUGAAACCGAAGAACAGCUCACUGCACCGAAUAGCAAAAACAGUGCCAGUGGCGCAGUAGAUACUAGUGACAACAAUAAUCCCCUAAUAAAUAGUGUGUAGAGAACUGGAAGAAUGCUGAUAAAGUGAGAGAAGCUCGUGCAUUGUGAUAAGAAAAAACGACGAAUGAAUCUGUAUUGUAUGUUCAAAUAA